UGUUACACUACUGUAUACCAUAUAUAAUAUCAUUUGACUUUCAGGCCCUUCGUUUUUAACUUGAAUUGUUUGGUUCUUUCCCACACCAGAUUUCUUCUCCUGCAAAGCAAAUGAACAUCUUGAAGGUCCUGUUCCACUGCUUCAUACCUUUUGCGGUCGCAUAUGCAUCAUCUGAUUGCCAAUAUUAUUCUUGGUGCAGCGACAACAACAUCCUUAUUCGUUUUCCCUUCCAAAUAGAAGGUCAGCAACAUCCUUAUUGUGGCUAUCCUGGUUUCAAACUAACUUGUUCCAAUGAUAGCAAAACUGUUAUAACACUUCCUUACAUGGGAAAGUUCUUUGUCCGCAACAUUAACUACCUCAGACAACAGAUGCAAGUGUACGACCCAGAUGAUUGCCUUCCAAAACGUCUUUUAAGCCUCAACCUUUCAGCUUCUCCCUUCACUGUCACUUCACUCCGGAACUACACCCUCUUAAGCUGCCCAACUCCCCACACAGGCUCGCAGUUCAUUCCCAUUGACUGUCUUAGCAAUUCAACGUCUUUUGUCUCAGCUAUUCCUUCACUGAACUUCACUUCAUUGCCCGAGUCUUGCCAUGUUGUAAAGAAACUAUCAUUUCCAGUUGCAUACCAGGAAAAUUUCAGAGAUGAUCUCCUUCGUGGAGAUCUUCUAUUAACAUGGUAUUCACCUGACUGUAGAUAUUGCGAAUCACAACAAGCUCUGUGCGGAUUUGAUGAGAGCAUAAACAGUGAUCAAGUUGGUUGUUUCUUUGAUGACCAAACGGGACGUCAAGAACAUGGUCUUCGAGUUUUUGGAAUCAUCACAUUAUCCAUCGUUGGACCAGCUAUCGUGUGUGCCAUUGCAAUGACUUGCUACGCCACCUUCAGGUACAGAAGAGGCAACACAGGGAGAAUUGCUGCAGCACAGAGGUCUGCAGCAACUGAAAUACCGGAAUCUGCCACCGUUAGGAUGGGUCUGGAUGAGUCUACAAUCGAGUCGUAUCAGAAACUGGAGUUAGGGGAGAGCCGAAGAGUGCCAGGACCCAAUGAGGGAUGUUGCACCAUAUGUCUGUCAGAGUAUAAAACCAAAGACACUAUAAGAUGUAUUCCUGAAUGCGCACAUUGCUUCCAUGCUCACUGCAUCGAUGAAUGGCUUCGCAUCAACACUACAUGCCCUCUUUGUCGCAACUCUCCCUCUACAGUUCUAGCCAUGUCCAGUGAUCAUUGAUUCCUAGGAAACUGUUGUUCCUUGUUUACUUCGAAUACAUAUAUCGUAUAGGUGAUAAAUUUUCCGCGAAAGAAAUUUAAACAAGAAAUAAAUAAUUGAAGAAAUCUGUAAUCACUCUCAGAAUGGUGUCAUUCAUGGUGUUGCAGUGAGAUAUGUUUUUGUCUGAGAAUAAUCAGCUGGAUUGCAUUGUGAAUUUAAGCAUAUUUCAUACAGUCUAUAAUACAAAAUUACAUACUCUACUGUAUAACCUUUAAUAUAAAUUUGAAUAAUCCAUCUCAAAUAUAAAUUAUAUUUCACAUUGUACGAUUCAUGAUAUAAAAUUAAAUUCCGAUAUAUGCCUAAAAUAUAUUCUGAAUUAUUAAAUGCAAAUCUACGAAUUUUCCCUACACCACCACCUGUGGGUCUAUUAGAUCACACCCUUCAAAGGAGUGUCGUUGAAACUUAUAUUCGCAUUUUUCUGACUUUGUUAGUGAUAGGAGAUUAUCACAUGCUUUUCUAACUUAGUAUUUGCUAUCAGCCGUAUCUUUUCAAAGGGAGUGUUGGAUGCAAUGGCAUAGAUCAAGUCUUAUUGCCACGUGGGAGUUCUAUGAUGAGUACAUUGAAAGGAAGAACGGCGUUGAAGUACUAUUAUUUUUAACAUAUGAUUAGUUUAUAUUCUUUUAGUUCUAAACAUAUUUAAAGGUAAAAUAAAAAUAUUAAAUGUGGACACCAAGUUAAAAUUAUAUCUUCGUUGAACCUGAAGAAUAACUGAAUGAUUAUUUGGUAUCAUCUGCGGAACAAUUGCCCAAUAUGCUGAGUGUGCUAAGUUGACAAAACAAUGGCAUUUGGUUUUCUAAUUUUGCUAAUUCCACAUCUUCAU
Messenger RNA from Vigna radiata var. radiata (mung bean), 2082 nucleotides. Its product is annotated as RING-H2 finger protein ATL22-like. The record is from RefSeq and is a predicted model, not a curated record. The transcript has 2 exons. The coding region runs from base 111 to 1223 and encodes 370 amino acids. Gene Ontology annotation, molecular function: polysaccharide binding. Lineage: Eukaryota; Viridiplantae; Streptophyta; Magnoliopsida; Fabales; Fabaceae.